Molecule: messenger RNA, 1211 nt
Organism: Mercurialis annua (annual mercury)
Lineage: Eukaryota; Viridiplantae; Streptophyta; Magnoliopsida; Malpighiales; Euphorbiaceae
Product: thymidylate kinase
Exons: 7
Coding region: 206-997 (263 amino acids)
Biological process (GO): dTDP biosynthetic process; dTTP biosynthetic process; dUDP biosynthetic process
Cellular component (GO): nucleus; cytosol; mitochondrion
Molecular function (GO): ATP binding; dTMP kinase activity
Source: RefSeq, a predicted model, not a curated record
UGUAUUCUGUCUCUUUCCUCUUCAAUUCUACUCAACAUUCCGGCGGCAAAAGCUCAAAAUUACACUCUCCAAUUUGCCAGUAUCCGCUCUAUUUCCACCGUCUGCGGCGACCUCCAACUCUACACCGUCAUAGCUUAACCGUACAAUUGUACAUCUCCGAUGUACAGAGACGUUUACCCUCAACUACAAGGUCCUAUAUAGGGACAUGACAUAUGCCACCUCGUUUAUAUCUUCUAAAGCUUUAUAUUUUGGUGCUUUAGCUGCAAGGAGGUCGUUGAAUUUGCGAUUAAAUUGUCCUCGGAAGUGUUCGGUUAGGUCAAUUAGGAUGGAAAGUGAUCAUAGUAAUAGUAAUACAAAGGCUGAAAAUUGUGAUUCAAGAGGUGCAUUUAUUGUUCUAGAAGGGCUGGAUCGCAGUGGAAAGACUUCGCAAUGUAGCCGCUUAGUUGCUUACUUGGAGGGACUUGGUCAUCAGACGGAACUAUGGCGCUUUCCUGAUAGAACUACUACUAUUGGUGAGAUGAUAUCUGCUUAUCUUUCGAAUCAAUCUCAGUUGGAUGAUCACACUAUCCAUCUCCUAUAUAGUGCCAAUCGGUGGGAAAAGAGCUCAUUGAUGGAAGCUAAACUGAAAAGCGGAACCACUCUCAUUGUUGAUCGCUACUCUUACUCUGGAGUUGCUUUUUCAGCUGCCAAAGGUCUUAAUUUUGAAUGGUGUAAGGCUCCAGAGAUUGGGCUGCUGGCUCCAGAUCUGGUAUUGUACCUUGACAUACCACCUGAGAAAGCUGCUGAAAGAGGAGGUUAUGGAGGUGAAAGAUACGAGAAACUCGAGUUUCAGAAGAAAGUUGCCGAAUGCUAUCAGACUCUGUGUGAUUCCUCGUGGAAGCUUGUGGAUGCAUGCCGAAACAUGGAAGAGGUUCAAAAUCAACUGCGCAAAAUUGUCUUGGAUCAAGUUAUGACAUCUAAAAAGGGGAGACCUCUUUCUCGCCUCUGGCAAAGAUAAUGGUUAAAAUCAAGAAGGAUUUUACAGUCUUUUAAAUAUAAUUAGCAUCGGAUAAUUGCUCAUACGUCACUGUUCUUUGUUGAAAACAAUUCCCCAACUCGUAUGAUUUGAUUUUUCUGUAUGCAUGGUUCUCUGAUUUAUGAGCAACUAAGAAGAACUACAAACAGCACUAGAUUUUGAACCUAUAAAUUUCAAAUGUCUCAAAUUAGUUUUC